Messenger RNA from Chionomys nivalis (European snow vole), 5494 nucleotides. It is a transcript of the gene Etv6, whose product is annotated as ETS variant transcription factor 6. The transcript has 8 exons. The record is from RefSeq and is a predicted model, not a curated record. The coding region runs from base 269 to 1627 and encodes 452 amino acids. Lineage: Eukaryota; Metazoa; Chordata; Mammalia; Rodentia; Cricetidae. Gene Ontology annotation, biological process: cell differentiation; regulation of transcription by RNA polymerase II. Gene Ontology annotation, molecular function: DNA-binding transcription factor activity, RNA polymerase II-specific; sequence-specific DNA binding. Gene Ontology annotation, cellular component: nucleus.
GCGAGGCCGGCCGGCUGCGCCCGGGUCGCCGCGCCGCGACCCGCACACCCCACGCCGUGCUCGCCGGCUCCCACGCCCCCGCGCCCGCGCCCGAUCCGUGCGCUCCGAAGACCCCCCUCCCCCCGCACCGGGCGGCCGCCGUUGGCGAUGCUGCAAGAAACUUCUUAAAUGACCGCGUCCCGCUGCCCCGCCGAGCGUUUCUGGGUUGGGGAGAGGAAAGGAAAGUGGAAAAAAACUGAGAACUUCCUGAUCCCUCUCGCUGUGAGACAUGUCUGAGACUCCUGCUCAGUGUAGCAUUAAGCAGGAACGAAUUUCAUAUACACCUCCAGAGAGUCCAGUGGCCAGCUACGGGUCCUCAACUCCGCUUCAUGUUCCAGUGCCUCGAGCGCUCAGGAUGGAGGAAGACUCGAUCCACCUGCCAGCGCACCUGCGCUUGCAGCCGAUUUACUGGAGCAGAGAUGACGUAGCCCAGUGGCUCAAGUGGGCGGAAAACGAGUUUUCUUUAAGGCCCAUUGAGAGCAACACGUUUGAAAUGAAUGGCAAGGCGCUCCUGCUGCUGACCAAAGAGGAUUUCCGCUACCGAUCUCCUCAUUCAGGCGAUGUGCUCUAUGAGCUCCUCCAGCACAUUCUGAAGCAGAGGAAACCUCGCAUUCUCUUCUCACCUUUCUUCCACCCUGGGAACUCUAUCCACACGAAGCCGGAGGUCCUGCUGCAUCAGAACCAUGAAGAAGAUAACUGUGUCCAGAGGACGCCCAGGCCACCUGCAGAGAGUGUGCACCACAACCCUCCCACCAUUGAACUCUUACAUCGCCCUAGGUCACCCAUCACCACAAACCACAGGCCUUCUCCUGACCCCGAGCAGCGGCCCCUGAGGUCCCCUCUGGACAACAUGAUCCGCCGCCUCUCGCCAGCUGAGAGGGCCCAGGGGCCAAGGCUCCAGCAGGAAAACAACCACCAGGAGUCCUACCCCUUGUCAGUCUCUCCUAUGGAGAAUAAUCACUGCCCAGCAUCUUCGGAGUCCAACCCGAAGCCCUCCAGCCCCUGGCAGGAGAGCACCCGAGUGAUCCAGCUGAUGCCCAGUCCCAUCAUGCACCCUUUGAUCCUGAACCCCCGGCACUCAGUAGAUUUCAAACAGUCCCGGCUCUCCGAAGAUGGGAUGCAUAGGGAAGGGAAGCCCAUCAAUCUGUCUCAUCGGGAGGACCUGGCUUACAUGAACCACAUCAUGGUCUCCGUGUCCCCGCCUGAAGAGCACGCCAUGCCCAUCGGGAGAAUAGCAGACUGUAGACUGCUUUGGGAUUACGUCUAUCAGUUGCUCUCCGACAGCCGGUACGAAAACUUCAUCCGAUGGGAAGACAAGGAAUCCAAAAUAUUCCGGAUAGUGGAUCCCAACGGACUGGCUCGCCUGUGGGGAAACCAUAAGAACAGAACAAACAUGACCUAUGAGAAAAUGUCCAGAGCCCUGCGCCACUACUACAAGCUAAACAUUAUCAGGAAGGAGCCCGGACAAAGGCUUUUGUUCAGGUUCAUGAAAACCCCAGACGAAAUCAUGAGUGGCCGGACAGACCGUCUAGAGCACCUCGAGUCUCAGGAGCUGGAUGAGCAAGCAUACCAAGAGGACGAGUGCUAAGGACCCACCACGGCCUCACCGGCUGGCCAAGAAGAAACCUGCCCACGGGGACCGCUGGAUGCGUGCUGGAGCAGGCGGACUGGGGAUGGCUAAGAAAGAAGAGGCCCAGGAACGGCAGGAACGCUUCUCUUCCAGACUGAGAGGGACCCAGAGCACCUUAGACAAACCACCCAGCAACGGCGGGGCUGGAAUUCUGGCGGAGGGCACAAGCCUGAGACUCACAUGUCACAUUUGCGUCUCCUUCGGACCUCUUGUCCUUAGCGCCUCACCCUCACCCUGCGGUGUUGUUAGUCUCACGGUGUUUCUGUUUCUGUUUUUGUUUUUGUUUUUUUUUUCCUUUUUUUUUUUUUUUUUAAGAACAUGCAGUUUGACUAUUCAUCGUUCAUACAGGGGAAGACAUCACAUGUUGUUUUCCUAUGGAAAUAUAUCUAUUAUAUAUAUUAUUUUUUAUGCAAAUCUCACAAAGAACGGCCAGCUCAGCUGGUCAGGAAAGAGACUUGCAGAAGGGAUCAGGCUCCUCUUUCUCCCACCACAUGGAUCAGGUUUGUCCUGUUGCAGUUGGGUCUCGGAUGAGAAAAAGAAAAAGAGAGAGAUACUUUCAAAACAAUGAAAGAGAAAGUUCUCUCUGUCUCCCUCCUGCCCCCCUUCUCUCAUUCAUCCUAUCCCCCUCUGCCUUCUCUGCCUGCUGGUUCAUGUCACAUAUCUUUUAGCAGACCUAGCCUCGCUAGCACCUAAGCUAAACAGUGACCCAGCUGUUCCGUGGCCAUCAGCCCACAACCAGACCCCUGAGGCACCCAUCUGAAGGAGAUCAAACACCUCACAAGUGCUGCUGUAUUUCAGAAAGAUCAGUGGAGGUCCGGUUAUAAGAUAGGCCAAAGGCUGGUCCAGUGAUGUGGAAGGCCCUGGCAGUUUGGGAUUAUACUGAACAGAGUGCCACAAAGUGGGAAAUACGAGACGUUCACACAGACCUAGUGGUCCAGGAUCUAGGCAGAGCUGUUCUGCAGUGAGGAACAGGUUGUGCAGGCUGGGGAGAAAGCAGAGCUGUUGGUUUCAUUCCCAAGACUUCUUGCCCUUGUGGGAUUGCUGCCACCCCACUCCAGGCCCUAGCCUUUUGUUGCUUUUCUUUGCUGGUCUUCACUGAACAUAGAACACAGAAGAGAGGAUCCUGGUGUGUAGUGUGCAGACUCGGCCACAGCCGGUAUAUGCACAACCAGCACAGACGGGAAAGUCCUCAUUUCUGCUCCUGUCAUCGCUGUAUUUCGAGAAGACAUAUCUGUGGCUUUUUUCACCUCGACAUAAGGUCGGUAGUAUCUUCUAAGAUGAGGGGAAUGCUUUGCCUUAGGACUUUUGAUAGCAGAGAUUUUUAGACGACUGUUUAGCUUCAAGGGAGAGAUUUGGGUUUUGUUGUUUGGUUGGUUUUUCAAGACAGGGUUUCACUUUGUAGCCCUGGCUGUCCUGGAUCUUGCUUUAUAGACUAGGCUGGCUUCAAACUCCGAGAUCUGUCUGCCUCUGUCUCCUGAGUGCUGGGAUUAAAGGUGUGUACCACCACAUCCAGCUUUUUCCCCUUUUUUAACCAUCCAGAUGAACUCUUUGAACGGCAAUGUUUUUAACCCAGAUGAUGCGGGCUGCCUUAUCAACCACCGCUUGUCUUUCCUUUGUGUCUUCCACACCCUGAGUGAACAUCUCCCUGCCCUCUGUGUGUGUACUCGACCAGAGGCAGUACACUGGUGAAGCUCGCAGAGUGAAACUGCCCUCCAACCAUUUCAAGUGAGGCACAUAGAGGCUAGGAGUAACAUAGAGGCUAGGAGUGCCCAGGCAUUUUCCUCUGGGCCUCACUCGCCAGACAUCAGCUCACAGACAUGCAGAUGGACUGCGGUUCAGAUACUGGAACUGAGUUGAUGGGCUGCUUUAGGCUUGGCUGUGACUCCCGAGUCCCUCCCCCAUCUGCCUUCCAAGAGGUCAGUGAGCUUCUGGGUGAAGGAUUUGGGCUUAGUAUUCAUUCGUGGGUGGAGAUGAGAGCCACAUGCUAUGUUUCUUGACAUAAAGCAGAUGAUACUUUUUUUUUCUUGGCCUCAAAAAUGACUGGUACCUUAUCUCAAGUGGGGAGAUUAAGCCAAAUUCUUAUGUUGUAUGAACCCCUGGGUUGAACUAGAGAGAAAGGGUGGGGUUUUUGGUUUUUGUUUUGACUAAGGUCCUGUGUAUGACUAUGAGAUGAGAGAUUAAGACACCUCAUUCUGGCCACUUUGCCCACGUGCAGAACCCAGUCUCUCACUGUCCAAAGAAUCUUCCAGAUUGUCUGGGGAAGGAAAUUCCCUUGUUCCCUAAGGGCCCUGGAUUAAAAGCAUAUGAAAGUAUGUAAGGCUUGGGAUGGCAGCUUCAGCCGCUUAUGUUAGAAAUGCUCAUUGCAGUGCGGUUGUUAUUUCCCACCCAGUAUUUACAGUAAUGAUUAACGCUGGUUCUCCUAACUGCAAAAGUCCUCAUUUGUUUUUUUGGAAAGAAGACAAGGCCGGAAGGCCGGUGUUGUCACCAGGGGUACAGUGCUCUCUCAGGCUGCAGACUCAGAGGGUUCAGAUUUAGCCAAUCACACCCUGGAGGGAAUGCCACUACGAGGGCUUUGGGGCUUUGUGUGUGUGUGUGUGUGUGUGUGUGUGUGUGUGUGUGUGUGUGUGUGUUUCCAUCCACCAUGAUCUUCUAGCUCAACAUUAAGUUUAAGAGGUGAUGGAACCAAACUAAGAGCUCGUGUAUCAGAUGACUAGGUGGCCUUUCUCUGUGGCUGUCAUGAGUUGGGUCAGGAAAGGAAUUUGCAAGAAAGCCUUGCCAUGUGGAAGAUAGACAUUGUCACUUAGGUCUGUGUCCUUGACUAGGCGGUCUUCAGGUCGCCAUCAGAAGAAAGCAGGGGUUAGAUGUUGACAGUGACUUCUCUCAGAUCUUCUUGAUCCAAAGCAACUUUGGAUCAGUGUCACUAAUGUUCCGUACCCAUUUUUGGUUUUUUUUGUUUGUUUGUUUUCUUAAGGAGAAGGGGCCUUAUAAGAAAAGAACAAAACAAGCUAUAGGCUGUUGGCGGUUUCUCCUUCCCCUCUGACUGAGCAUCUUUCACACUAAUCCCUUGUCCAGAUAAGAAUGUCACUUCAGCUGACAUUAGACGGCUGUGAGAGGACUGAGUGGCCACUCUGCCCCCUCACACUGUCAGGGGCCAACCGUAAGCACAUGUUAGCAUAUCCACUGUUGUUGGCAGAAGAGAACCUGAGAGAGGUCAUGUCACUUACCCUGGGAGCAGAUAGUGUGACAUGAACAGAAUUAGGUCCAGGCUCCAACCUGAGUGUUUAGAAUGCAGCUAGAAAUUAUACCAGUUUAAAGCCCCGUUUGAUCCAUCCCCAGCAGAGAAACUAAAGACGCACAGGGUGGUUUUCACUGCCCAGUCAUUCGGUGCUAGAUGGAGCUCAGCCUGCUCCUCUUAUGAACAGAAACCUAAAUUGAGUGACACAAGAAAGCCAGUGGGGCAGGAGCACAAAGAACCACCCAGGCUCCUGCCCAUCCGCGAGGCACAGAGAACUAACCCAGAAUUCUAUUGGCCCCAUCCGCAUCAACACUAAACAACAGCAAACUCCCAGCCUCUCACCCUCCUCGCAAGUGAACACUCUUCUGAAGAUUUCUCUUUGCGACUGCACCCACCUGCAAGCCAGAUGAAUCUAGAAUGAAUUUUUGUUGUUGUUGUUUAGUUUCUAAUCUCUUGUUUAUGAGGUGUGGGGUUUAUAAGGGACUGAAUCAAAUGAAUGUAACAAAAAAGAAAAAAAAACAAACAAAAAAAUGCCUUUUCUCAGGGCCAGUGAGUUGCAAAUAAUUUUUAAAGAAAAGCCUAUAAUUACA